Molecule: messenger RNA, 1951 nt
Organism: Musa acuminata subsp. malaccensis (wild Malaysian banana)
Lineage: Eukaryota; Viridiplantae; Streptophyta; Magnoliopsida; Zingiberales; Musaceae
Product: APETALA2-like protein 3
Biological process (GO): regulation of DNA-templated transcription
Molecular function (GO): DNA-binding transcription factor activity; DNA binding
Source: RefSeq, a predicted model, not a curated record
GUCGCUCCCCACAGGACUCCUCUUUUUGUCUCGAUCCCGGCCCUCUUCCUCCGCCUCCCACCAUCCGAGAAGAAGCAACCCCCAAAUGGACCGGAUCCUCUCCCACGUCGAUCUCCUCCUCCUCCUCGGAAGUUUGCUGCUCGCUCCCUUCUGAUUCCGUUCUGAUUACUGCAACUUGUCGUAUUGAAUCGGACGCGGCGAAGCGUCGCAUCGAUGGCGCACGAGAGAUUGGAGGCGAAGAUAGAGUUUGAUCUAAAUGUCGUCUCUCCCUGUCAGUCGGCCGCAUGGGCUUCCAACUCAUCUGAGGCGUCGAGCAGCGCCGCCGCCGAAGAGGAGGAUUUGCGCUCCACCAGCGGCGCCGCCUCCCUCUGCUUCGACAACCUUAGGUGCCCCACCGAGCCGGCUGUUGUUGAUGAUGACGGUGAGGAUGAGGGUGGUGUUUUGCCGGAGCGGCGCGUCGUCACGUGGCCGCUGCUUCCUACGACGGUGGUGGCGUCCACGUUUCAGCCUCCGGUGGCCGCGAACUCUAGCUCGACCUCCCGCCCGGGCGAUCUUGGCUUCGUGGAGCGGACGGUGGGUUGCGCCGCAGAGGCGGAGGCGAGGGUUUUGCUGCAUCGGCAGCAGCAGCAGCAGGAGGUGGUGAAGAAGAGUAGGCGAGGACCGAGGUCUCGGAGUUCGCAGUAUCGCGGAGUCACCUUCUACAGGAGAACCGGGAGAUGGGAAUCCCACAUUUGGGAUUGUGGAAAGCAAGUCUACCUGGGAGGCUUCGACACCGCUCAUGCUGCCGCAAGAGCAUAUGAUCGCGCCGCUAUCAAGUUUCGGGGACUUGAUGCAGACAUCAACUUUGAUCUUAAUGAUUACGACGAGGAUUUGAACCAGAUGAGAAACCUGACCAAGGAAGAAUUUGUGCAUAUACUUCGUCGUCAAAGCACUGGGUUUGCAAGGGGAAGCUCCAAGUACAGAGGGGUGACUCUUCACAAGUGUGGUAGAUGGGAGGCUCGCAUGGGACAGUUCCUCGGCAAAAAGUAUAUUUAUCUUGGUUUAUUUGACAGCGAAAUAGAGGCCGCAAGGGCAUAUGACAAGGCUGCUAUCAGAUGGAAUGGAAGGGUAGCAAUCACCAAUUUUGAGUCAAGCCUCUAUGAAGGAGAGAGACUUCCUGAGCCUGAAAACAAAGCUGCCUUCGAGGAUGUUGAUUUAAGCCUGAGGAUUUCUCAGCCUAACUUCCAUAGCACAAAGAGUGAUGGCAAUUCUACUGGUACCAAUUUCAGUCACGGCUCAUAUGAAGUUCCGGAAACUGGAAAUGCUCAGCCUGACAGUCCUAAUCAUCCGGCUGUUGUCCCUGGUUUCGCAAUGACACCUCAACAUCCCCAUUUGUGGAAUGCUUACCCAGGCUACUUUCCCAGAAUUGAGGAAAGAGGGAAAGAGCAGAGGCCCGAGGUGGGUUUGCGAUCCCUUCCCGGCUGGGCGUGGCACAUGCAUGGUCCUACUCUGUUGCCAUUAGUCACGUCUGCAGCAUCAUCAGGAUUCUCCAACGCCACAACAGUGGCUGCGCUUCCACCGCUGCCGGCUCCGCCACCUCCUCCAAUCUCCCAUCACUUGCCAUUCCCUCCUCCAGCGAGCACCGGCUACUUUCUCAGACACUGAGUGAUAGAUUCGACGGAUCAAAAGGAGCUCCCAUGGCUCCGAGAAAGGUGGGCAUAGCAAUCAAAGCUAAACGCUGGGUAGGCUUCACUUUUGCCGUCUGACACUACUUUGCCUCGCUUAUCUACGAGGAAUGCCUAUUCUCUCCACUACGACUGUACCUCGUUCUGCUGCUCGUGGCGUGGGGUCGUAGAAAGCUGUGCUCCUCUUUCCUUCCUAGUUUCUUGCCCCCUGUCAUUGGCUUCCAGCUGUGUGAUGUGUAAGACUUACGAUAGAUAACGUGACUUUUCCCUGGCGAGGGUUUCCCUUC